AUGGAGAAUUGCUCAACGGGAACUAUUCAACUGGUCGGAGACACUUUAGCGGCAAAACUGCGCUUUCACGAGACUGCUGUCCAUACACUGCAAACAGCCAGCAGCAGCAGCAACACGGGAGCAGCAGCAGCAGCAACACGGGAGCAGAAGCAGCAGCAGCACCACGGGAGCAGCAGCAGCAGCACCACGGGAGCAGCAGCAGCAGCACCACGGGAGCAGCAGGAACACCACGGGAGCAGCAGCAGCACCACGGGAGCAGCAGCAGCAGUUCGCGCCAGGAAACGCAAAGAAAAAGCCAAAAGGAAGCAAAAAGCUGCGCGCAUGCGCCGCUGCUGCAGCAGCAAAGCCAGCAGGCAGCAAGCGCCGCUGUCUCGCGCUCUGCUGCGCUCUCAGCCGAAUUUGGCGGUCAAAAAGUAA
Messenger RNA from Eimeria necatrix, 417 nucleotides. RefSeq lists its product as hypothetical. The record is from RefSeq and is a predicted model, not a curated record. Lineage: Eukaryota; Apicomplexa; Conoidasida; Eucoccidiorida; Eimeriidae. Bases 1 to 417 code for a protein of 138 amino acids. The transcript has a single exon.